UAGUAUCUUUUUAAUCAAGGAUGUGGUUAAACUCUAGCACUUGGGGUCUCUACAAGUGUCUAACUAUACGCUGCAGUCAAGAAAAACAUUAAAUGGAACUCACCGACAGGGAAUGGGAAACCUCCUGAUGUUUUCAAAGGAAAAGGCGAUGAUAUAAAAUGCAGCAUACCUCCUGUACAGAGGAUCGCAUCCAUCAUGCCCUGGAGAGAUGUCUACACGGAUUGGAUAGAACUGUCUCCUCUAAUUGGAAGGCUGGGUUCUGUGUGAACCGUUGGAGCUUGGAAGAACUCGUGAGCAGAGAUCCCCACAGCUUUUUAAUCCUCAUUGAGAAGAUACUGCUCAAAACUCAGGAGGUGCAGGAAAUGUGUCAGUAUGACUUACUGGUGCCACUAGCUUUAAUGUUUUAUUCUACUACUCUACGAACUCCGUAUUUUCCGCCUGAAUGUAACCUACUCAAGAAUGCAUACAAUAUCUACCAUGGUCUUCUGACGUGGCCCAUACCUUAUUGUAAUAUUUGCAAGGACCUUCUAACAUUUAUCCAAGAUGAAAUGAAGGCACCAGGAAUCUCAUUCCAGAGGUUGGUGAGAGCAGAACAAGGGUUAACAACCAAAAACCUUCAAAACAAAACAAUAACGGUACUCCUACUGAAUCCAGCCGAAGUAUCCAGUGAGUUUCUGUCAGUGGCUGAGAAAAUCAGCAACAACAAACAGUCUCUGGGAACCUCUUACAUCACCUUGGUUAAGCACAUGUACCAGGCCGUUUUUGGUGUCAAGUAUUGUUUGAAUGACAUUCAAAAUGCACUUGAGACUAAAGCUGCAGAUGAACUUUUGGAUAUUUUCUCGAAUUGUUCUGAUGUUAUGGAGAUCGCAGCAACUAUGGAGGAUCCUGCUAAAGCCAAGGAAUAUUUAGUGAACAAGUUAGAGGAGAUAAAGGAGAGAUUUGGAGUGCUCCCAGAAACAGGCCAGAAUGCUAAACUGCAAACAAUUCCAUUGCCAGUUGCCAGUUGCUAUAGCUACCACUGGGACAAGGAUAAUUUUGAUGUUUUGCGUGAUAUUCUUCUGAAAGAAUGUGAGAUUCCUGACAUGGCAUUACUUCCCUUGUCUGACAAUAAUAACGAUGAAGAGGAGUUUGAGAAGGAAGGGGAGGAGGAUGCAAUUGAAAAUGAGCGAGAUUCCGUGAUAUCUACAAUAUCUGUGACAUCUAGAGAUUACAUGAAAUCAUUUGUCUCCAAUCUCUCAGACUGUAUGGACAGUGGUUAUAUAGAAGAUGGGGAUGAAAGUUCACCUGAGACAACAAGUGUGUCCGACCAGAAAGAGGAAAAGCACUGUAGAGUGGGAAAGAAACUAACGGAAAAAAUAUCUAACUUCUUCAGAGCCAGGAACAGCCUUACAAACAAAGCAGAUCCGAGAUACUGUUUAAACAAGUCCUCCACAAACCUGAGUAAAAGCAGCUACAUCUUAUCAUCGAGUAGUUUACCACUUCGCCGGGCAGAAAGCUUGGGCUGCACCGAGAUCAAAUAUAAACUUCCGAUGAAGUCCAGGCGCUCCAACUCCCUGCCGCAACAUGCAACCUUUAAUCAUUGUUUUGAACGACAUUUACAACAAAGCACGUGCUUCAAAAGGAGACCAUACCUCAGCUUCGAGGAUGAGUGUAAAGCCAUGACACUGCGAAUUGUUAUUUUUGGUACUGACAAAGUUCUUGGAAAAGUCGCAAGAGCCUACAGCCGUCUCAGAUUACAAGAGAGUAAAUGUCCCUUUCUCACAAAAUACUUCAGGAUGCAAUUUUUUUAUAUUCCUUUGCAAAGAGACUCACUAAGAAGUGCAGUACAGUUUACAAACCUCUCCCCAGAUAACCAGCAGAGACCGCCAACACAACUGGACUUCAGUUCAGUCGAGGCAGCAGACAAAGAUAGUACCAAUAAUAUUGCACGCUAUAUUGGAAUGUUGGAUUCCUGGUAUGAACGAAAUGUUCUAGACUUAUUGACCUUACCAACAACUCUGCUUUGCCAGGAACCUUCUAAGUCUGAGAAUGAGCCUGCUGAAAGAGUGCAAGAGAAGCUUUCCAUCCUGGGUGACCUGAUCCUUUAUUAUUGCCGGAAUGCUGCCUAUCCAGUGUUGGUCCAGCUUUACCAAGCAGAGCUAACCCUGGCAGGGGGUGAGAGGAGAUCUGAGGUUUUUGUUUAUUCACUCGAACUGGGACAAUCUGCUGCUACAAGAGCAAUUAAAGCUUCAGGACCUGGGAGUAAAAGGCUUGGCAUUGAUGGGGACAGAGAAGCAGUUCCUUUAGCGCUGCAGAUUGCCUACUGCAAGGCCACAGUCAGCAGAAGAAACCAAUGGAACAAUGUAGAGAAGAACUGUACAUCUGUAAAUCUUAGCAAGGCCUGCAACAAAUAUGAUGAGCUGGAAUUCAAUACAGAAUACCUUCAUCUUUCAAUGACCGAGGUGGUGAAACGACAGAACUCUAAAUCCAAGAAAGGUUAUAACCAACAAAUAAACGUGACCAAAAUCAAGAUUGACAAGGUACAGAUAAUAGGGAUUAAUAAUACCACGUUUGCUGUUUGUCUGGACCAGGAUGAGCAAAAGGUUCUUCAGAGUGUAACAAGGUGUGAGGUGUCUGUGUGUUACAAGCCUGAAAACAGUCUGCCUCAGAAGUUGAGGAAACAUACUACUUUUCAGAUGCAGCAGCAGCUGUCAAAAUUCUACUCACUCCUCUGUCUUCCAAUCAUUACGUUUAGUGGAGCUGUGCCAUAGGAGCUGCAGAUGACAAUACGUUGUCCCUAUUGCACUACUGGGUGAAAAUAUUGUUGCGCCAAAACAAAGGACUUGAUUGCAAUGUGUUGGCACUGACAGAUUUACUGUUAUGUAAAUCUAAUUUUACCUUGACGCUCACAAAAUUCCUCAGAUGACACAGGUGUUGUAAAUUGUGAUCUAAAUGGGACAGAUAGUGCUACAUAAGUUGAUGUGUAGCCAUUGCUAACAAAAUUGCAAGGGAAGGAAAAUUCUGAUUCUAAGGCAACUGGUAGCUAUUUUUUUUUUGAACCAUUUCAGAUCAUGGAACUUCAUGUUCUCAAUUUAGCAGGAGCUAGCUUUGGUCUUAACUUAUGAAUUCAAAUGGUGCAAAUGUAAUUUCCCAUCAGUCUGUUGUGCCUGAUGCAUUGUAGGACAGAAUGAACUUCCGUCACAAUGUUAAGUGGGUGGACUGGAAAUCAGAGAAUUUAGCUUAAGUAGGAAUUUUAAGUCUAAGGGAGAAAAUAACAAUCAAAACCUUUCAAUGGACUAAAAGAUAAUUAAUUGCAAAUCAACAUAAAGGCCAAAGUUUUUUUGUAAAUACUUUACUCUGGUAAGUGGUGGGCUGGGGGAGGAAACUAUAAGAACUGUUGGAAGCAUAAAUAUAAAUGAAAAAGGAAAGGAGAGCAUGGCAUAGAUUAAACUAAAUUUACAUACAUAGUAAGUAAAAUGUUAUAGGGCAGAAGGUUAAAUUAAAAUGAUAGAUGCUGAGUUAAACUUCUCUAUACCAUUUUAUACUGCAUCCAUAUGAAACAGAGAAACAAAAGGCAAUAAUAUAUGAUAAAGAAAUGAAUGUGAUUGGGAUUAUUGAAACAUGGUGAAAAAUAUCAGAACUGUAAGCAAUGUAAUCUAAAAUAUAUUUAGAAAAGUUAGAGAAAAAAAGAGAUGGAAUGGAAAAUGAAUUAUAGUACAAGUGUGUAAGAUAUGCCAUUUUAGUACAAAAAAAAGUAAAUCACAUGUUUGGCAAACAAGAACCUAUGUAGUUAAAGAAACAAGGGAAUUGGGAGCACAAAUAUCAAACUCAUGAAACUCAUGAAAUUGACACAGGUUAACAAGAUCACUGAGAAAAAGACAAAUGAAGAAUUAAUUUCUAGAGGGAUAGAAUUGAAAUAUAGAGAAGAUCCAUUAACCUUGUAUCAAGAGUAGACCUCCACUUGGACUAAUGUACAGUCCAACCUCGAUUAUCCGAACAUCAGUUAUCUGAAUUUCGAAUUAUCUGAACAAGAUCUCAAGGUCGUUAAAAAUGUCGUUAGGCAACUCAGCCUUCGGUUAUCAAUUAAACAGCAUUAUGGCAUGCAUUGCUGGAUAACCGAGACAUGUAUGAUAACUGGCACUCAAAUUACCCCUUGUUUACAAUCAGAUCAGUUACCCGAAGGAUGAGUAUCUGAACAAAAUACUCCCUGCCCGUUUCAUUUAGAUAAUUGAGUUUUUACUGUACAUGAUUUUUGUCAACAUAUUGUCAAAAGGAUGGAGAAACACUCAGGAAGCAGUAAAAUAGAUUUGUAAAGAUGAUAUCAGAAAUACAAAGUUGUACCUAUGAGGAAAGGAUGAUUAGCUUGUUCUGAAAAAUGAAUCUUGUAAAUCAUGUAUGUUUUAAUGUUGGUGUAGAUAGAGAGCUUUAGAGUUUCACAUGUGCAGAAGAGCAAAACCUGAGACCAACAAUCUAAGAUAUUUAUCAAGACAUCAAACAGAUAAUUUAGAAGAACCCUCUUUCCAGCACUGAGAACGAAAUAUUCACUAUCAGAGAGAAUGGUUGAGGCAAAUAGCAAAGGUUCAUCUAAGAGGAAGCCAGAUAAAUAAAUCAGGGAGAAAUGAUGAGGGUUAAUUCUGACAGCAUCAGAUCUGGAAGAAUGGGAGAAGGCUGAAGUAGGAAAUAAUGGUAAACAUGGACUGUUUAAACCAAACGGUCUGUUACUAUAUUGUAUACUCCAUGAAAUUCUGUGAAAAAUCAUAAGAGGAAUAAUCUGGUUACAACUCAUAAUGUAGGCAGUGCACUCUGCAGAAAAUGCAAGCCUUUACAGAGGGGAUAAUAAAUCAGUGCUAAUCUUUACUGAUCUAUUGUAACUUGUGGUGUAUGAUAGCUCCAUGAGAUUCCUGGAAUAGUAGCCUGGCCUUUUUGAUUAAGGAAUGACAUGUGAAACUGGGAUGGUCAGAAAAGGAACUAAAAGAAAAUACAAAACUUGAAUUCAAACAAAGUUAAAAAAAUAAAUCUCCAUUAUAGAGUAUCUUUUCGUGCUUUAUAAAGAAUGCACGCUAAGGAGAAUCUAACACUGUGUAUUCAUAAAUAUUCUAUUUGAUAAAUUGUUGUAAAUUUAGCGGCUUCCUAAUGUUAACAUAAAGAUGUUAACAUAAAGUAAAGAAAUGUCUGGUGCAGAAUUCCAUUCUCUUGAUUCCUUUCCCAUUAAACACAAUAAUUGAUCCCGUGACAACUUUUUAAAAAAAAAACACGGCUGAUUGUGUUUACAGGAUGAACACAGAAACUCCUGCUGAUUGGAGGUUUGGUGUGAGGUGUGUUGAACACAAUUGUCAUAAGCAGGAGGUCAUCCAGAUUUUUCAUAGACUCUCAAGCCACUUGUGUUUUCUCUGGCCUUGAGGUGUACAUGUUCCACAUCUAUGUGGAUUACACAAAAUUACGGAUCUUCUUUCAUUUUUGCUGAAGGCUGCUUCUUAAUUUUUGGUUGCACUUUCAGCUCUGCACUCUUUUGGUCACUAGUGGAGGGGAAUGGGCAGAUCAGAGAACCUUCUCAUGGAUUUGGUCUUGGGCCUGGCAUACGUGGCCACUAACCGGUCCAGGCAGUGGGUUUUACAGAGUUCAACUGACUGCCCCUCUUUCAUGGGCCCUUCUUCAAGUCGAUUCUCCUGCUCCUUUGAUGCUGCCUGACCUGCUGCGCUUUUCCAGCAACACAUUUUCAGCUCUGACCUCCAGCAUCUGCAGUCCUCACCUUCUCCUGCCCCUCUUUCAUGUUUGCAUCCAGGCUUAGGUGUCCAUAGAGGAGGAAUACCCAGUGCCAAUAGCACUCCAUAGGGGCUAGAGUGCAUUAUCUCUACUGAACACCAAGCUUUAAUUUAAAAUUUAAGUUUGUUUUGGAUAUUUGAUUUUAUUGUUACAGUGCCUUUUAGUUUGGGUUAAGUUGGAUUGAUUUGGUUAUUUUCCGUGAUACUUCAAAAAUGUAUAAUCCUCUGGGAUGGCAUAAUGAAUCUACCUCUGAAGCUUUGGGUUCAAGUUUCAAUCCAGGACGUAAUGGCCAUGGAAGCUGUCUUCAUAAAUCGGUCAAACAGGUUCAGUAUCAACUUGUAACUCCUUUGGAUCCAAAGAGUAGAAACUCCUGGCAAAGACCUUUAAUAGGUGUCAAUUGGCAGCUUCUUUCUUGUCUUCCUUGGUUUCUUUUAAUUUCCAGAAGUGUUCUUACGCACAAUUGAAUGUGAUUUUGUUACACCAAAUAACCUGUGUUUUCCAAUUUAUUCAUUUGUAUGCAAAGCGCAUUAAGAGCAAAACAGAUGACCAAAGAUACUCUUCGUUUCAAUUGAAACCCUAACUAAUUUAUACAAUUGAGUAUUUUAAUUAUAAAUUCAAAAAUAAUGAAUUGAAUGUCAAUGAAUAGUUGUCCUUCUGAAGCUAGAAACUCACACCAUUGAAAUGGUGAUUUGAGUUCAAAUUGUUUGCAUAAUUAUUUACCAGUAUUCAAUUGUGAUGGGCCAAUAAUAUUGACCGGUAUAAUACUAUAAAGUUCUUUAUUGAUUUUGAUACUGUUUACUGGUGUCACUGUUACUGAUGAUGGGUCAAAAUUGUUUCAAUUUCUUUAUACUUAAAAUUCUAAAAAAUUAUGCUUGCUCUCAGUUUUAAGAAAACUGUGAUUUAAGACACAGGAACAGUGUAUUCUUGUAUAUAGGAAAUAAACAAGAAUGCAUUCUUUAUGCACAAUGUAUCCGGCAGAAAGAUUCCCUAAUUGGCUCUGUGAAUUGCACAUUUGUUUAAUUAGAGUAUACAAUUAUCUGCAUAUUGUGGCAAAUGGAUACUCUAGAACCUAUGAAUUGCUGAUGUUUAUAUUUUAAAAAUGAAUUUUGAUCCAGCAGUCGUUUACAAACAAUAUUCAGCUGGUCUAUUUUGGAUGGAGUCCGAAGCCUGCUUGAAAAGUAACCAGCUUCUGCAAGAUGAGUACAAUACGUUUGUGGGCGAUGUUGCGAUUUGAGCACGUUCAUGUGGAAAUUCCUGACUGUGGCAUAGGAAUUUAACUUCUUUUAAAUUGACCAAACUGGUCUUAUGUUUAUAAACCAAAUAUGAUAGCAACAAUUUGCUUGUCAGUUUGAAGUGAUGUAAAAUGUGCAAUAAUUGUAUUUCUAUUGCGAGUUAUUUUUGUUUUCCUCAGUGACUGCCACUGUAUACUAACAGCUUCAGAAAGUGCGAUAGCAGUUUAUUUCAUUUCCCUCAUAGGGCGGUUAUACAAAACUUUCAGAAAUGGAUUGCACUGUCUUUACGGUACUGGAUUGCACACUAAACUGUAUAUGUUUGUAUAGCUAAGGAACAC
Molecule: messenger RNA, 7312 nt
Organism: Hemiscyllium ocellatum (epaulette shark)
Lineage: Eukaryota; Metazoa; Chordata; Chondrichthyes; Orectolobiformes; Hemiscylliidae
Gene: pik3r5
Product: phosphoinositide-3-kinase, regulatory subunit 5
Exons: 19
Coding region: 159-2750 (863 amino acids)
Biological process (GO): positive regulation of MAP kinase activity; G protein-coupled receptor signaling pathway
Cellular component (GO): phosphatidylinositol 3-kinase complex, class IB
Molecular function (GO): 1-phosphatidylinositol-3-kinase regulator activity
Source: RefSeq, a predicted model, not a curated record